This is a messenger RNA of Ichthyophthirius multifiliis, 2457 nucleotides long. Its product is annotated as phosphoethanolamine n-, putative. Gene Ontology annotation, cellular component: endoplasmic reticulum membrane. Gene Ontology annotation, molecular function: mannose-ethanolamine phosphotransferase activity. The transcript is spliced from 2 exons. Lineage: Eukaryota; Ciliophora; Oligohymenophorea; Hymenostomatida. The record is from RefSeq and is a predicted model, not a curated record. Gene Ontology annotation, biological process: GPI anchor biosynthetic process.
AUGUUUAAAAAGUCUCCUAAAUUAUAAAAUCCGCCAAAGAAAUUAUAUUAAAAGUUAAUAUUUUUAUUAUUUGAUGGAAUGCCUUAUGAAUAUAUAAAUACAAACUUAACGAUAUCAUAAACAUAGCUAGAUUGUAGAUAUCACUUAAAAUAAUUUAAUUUAUUUACCUAAUUAACAACAUAAUAGCCAUAAAAUUCUUUGCUUUUAAGAAUGAAUGUUGAUACAGCACCUUUAACUAGUUCUAGAGUAAUAUCAUAUAUGUUAGGUAUUGGAUUACCUCAUUUAUAAUGGGGAAUAUUGUAAAAUAAUUAAUCUGAAGUAAGAUAAGAAGAUAAUCUAUUAUAUUAAAUAAAAAAUUCAUAAAAUAUUAAAGAAAAUUAUUCAUUCUUAAACUAAUGGUGGUAUGUUCCUUUUCCAAAAGUAUUUUAAAAUGAUUAAUAUAUUAAUAAAGAUCACGAAGGUUAAGCUAAUGACUAAGAAAACGAAGAAGCAUUAUUAAAAAUAAAAAAACUUAUUGUAGAUGAUAAAUUUGAUAUGAUUUUCUUUCAUUUAGAAAAUGUUGAUGUAGAAGGACAUACUCUUGGAAUACAUUAAUAAAAUUAUGCAAAAUAAAUAUAAUUUGUGAAUAAUAAAACAUAAGAAAUAAUAAAUAAAAUGUCAAAUGAUACUUUAUUUAUAGCUUUAAGUGAUCAUGGUGUAGCUCACAACUAAGAUGGAGGUCACUAUAAAUGCAAAUAAGGCGAUUUUGUAUGUUCUUCAUUUUUUUUUGCUUACACAAAGAAUGGUUUUGUAUAAAGAAAUCAAUUUUUAGAUGAAAUUAAUAAUGGAGAAAAACUUAAGGAAAUCGAUUAUACAUAAAUAGGAAGUACAAUAAGUACUUUAUUUGGGCUUUAAAUUCCUUUUUUGAAUUCAGGAUGGCCUUUAUUAGAAAUUUAUCCAAAAUAAAUGAAUUUAGAUGGAUUUAAAGUAAGAAUUUUAGAAGAUAAUUGGAGAGUUUUACAAUAAUAAAUUGUUUUAAUAAAAACUUUGUAAAAUGCUUAAGGUAAAAUAGAUAAUUAUGAGUUAAUAAUGCACAAACAUUAAUAACUAAAAAAAAAUGUUGGGAAUUUAAAAAAUAUAAUAGAAUUAUAAAAAGAAAUAAAUUAAAGUAUAAAUCAAUUUAUUUAACCGUUUAAUAUAAAAAUGCUAAACCUCGCUUUAAUUUUAUCUGUUUUAAGCCUUUUUAUUAAUAUUUUAAUUAUUUUUAAUAAAGAUCUUUUACUUUUAUAAAAUUAAAAGUUUAUUUAAAUUAUUUUUGAUUUGAGCUUUUUUAUAAUUUCUAUUGGAUUCUUAUUUUAUUUUCUUUAUAAUAAAUGGAGUUUAGAUAAUAAAGAAUAUAAAAAUGAAUUUUUAUAUUUUAUAAUUAUAAUUUUUGGAAUUUUAACUUUAAAAAUUAUUUUUAAUCUUUUAAUUAAUGAAAAAAACAGAGUUUUUGUAAUAAACUAAAUAAAAUAAAAUCUUUUUAUGAUUUUCUCAUUUUUGUUUUUUAUUUCUAAACUCAUAAUUUUUAAUUAUUUUGCUAUUAUUUAACUUAAUGCUUUAUUUUUAAUUUUUUUAGUAUAUUUUAUAAUUCUAUUAAUUUUUAAUAAAUAGCUUUAAUUGAUUUUAAAAAUUAAAAAUAGAUUUUGGUUCUAUUAUAUGAUUUUAAUCUAAGUAUAUGCUUAAUUUUUAAUUUAAAAUUAUAUUUGUAAUGUGUUUCUUGCUAUAAUUUAAGUAUUAUUAAUAAUAAAAAAAAUUUUAAAAAAAAAUUAUAGCUCUAACGUAAUAUUAAUAUUAAUUUUAUUUUUAUACUUGAAUUUGUAUUUAAUUUACUCUUUAGAUUUCGAUGAAACAAAUUUAUUUCUUGAUUAUUUUUUAACGGUUUCUCUAUUAAUUUUUAUAUUCUCUUUUUUUCAUAUUAAAAAUAAUACAUUUAUUUUUAUUUGCCUUUAUUUUUUAGGGUAAUAUUAUAUGAAUAAAUAAAAUAUUAUUUUUAAUGAAAUUCUAUCUAAUUUUGAUAUUAUUAAAUGUUUAAUUUGGCAAUUUUAUUUAUUUAAUGUUAAUAUUGUAAUUCCUUUAAUGUUUAAUAUAAAAAAAGAAUAAUAGAUAUAAUUGUAAGAGUGUUAAGCUAAUAUUUCUUAAUAAAAUAAUUAAUCUUAUUUUUACAAUUAAUAUUUAAAGAUUUUUUUUAAAUAUUCUUUAGGAAUUAUUAUUGAUUUUAUAUUGUAUUAAAUUUAUUACUUAGAUGGUACUAUAAAUGAAUCUUAUAAUGUAUAAAUGAAUAACAUUAUAUGUAAUUAUGCUAAUAGUAUUUUUUAAACUAAUAUGUUUGUUAUUAUUUCAAACUUAUUAAUAAUUAAUGUUAUUAAUUUUUUAAAUAAAAAAUAUAUCUCUUAUAAUAAUUAUUAAUAACUAGAUGAAGAAAAAUAAGUAAAAUGA